This is a messenger RNA of Myripristis murdjan (pinecone soldierfish), 4537 nucleotides long. RefSeq names its product zinc finger protein 711 (gene znf711). The record is from RefSeq and is a predicted model, not a curated record. The coding region runs from base 275 to 2857 and encodes 860 amino acids. Gene Ontology annotation, biological process: regulation of transcription by RNA polymerase II. The transcript has 8 exons. Gene Ontology annotation, cellular component: nucleus. Gene Ontology annotation, molecular function: DNA-binding transcription activator activity, RNA polymerase II-specific; RNA polymerase II cis-regulatory region sequence-specific DNA binding; metal ion binding. NCBI's taxonomy places the organism in Eukaryota, Metazoa, Chordata, Actinopteri, Holocentriformes, Holocentridae.
CUCCCUCUGCUUGUCAGGAAGCAACCUGAUUGGCCGAGGCCUAGCAAAGAGUGCCCGGGGAUCCAAAACUGCAGGCCGCACUUAGCUUACCGUCAAAAAUAAACCAAAACAAUAACAGACAAAACCGACAAGUGGGAGAAACGCCGAUAUACUCGGAAGACGUCGUUAUCAGAAGGAUUGUUUCUCCUGAUGGAAGGAAGCAUGAUAAAUAACCUAUUGGUUUUAUUCUAGAGAGUCUUGGCAUCAAAUGUGAAGUCUGUUUCUGAACAAAGACAUGGACCAAGGUGGAGGGGUGUUGGAGCUACACACUCAGGAGCUGAAGAUGCCCCAUACUAUGAUCAUGCAAGACUUUGUUGCAGGAAUGGGAGGCCUGGCUCACAUCGACGGGGAACACAUUGUGGUUUCCGUUCCUGAGGGUAUGCUUCUGUCUGAUGUGAUGACAGAUGAGGGCAUCCUGCUGGAGCAUGGCCUGGAGGUGGAGGGCCUGGAGACUCAGGUGGUGGAAGGCCUAGAGACAGAGGUGGUGGAAGGCCUUGAGACUGAGGUGGUGGAGAGCUUAGAGACAGAUGUAGAAGGCCUGGAGGCAGAAGUGGUGGAAGGUUUGCAGACCCAGGUGGUAGAGCUGGAGGCUCAGGUUGUUGAGGGCCUAGAGGGUGAAGUGGAAGUGGAAGGUCUAGAGGCCCAGGUGGUCGAGGGUCUGGAAACUGAGGUAGACGUCGAGGACCUGGAAGCUCAUGUUGUUGAGGGCCUGGAAGAGGAGGUGGAAGUGGAAGGCUUGGAGGCAGAGGUGGUUGAAGGUCUAGAGGUAGAUGUAGAAGGCCUACAGUCUGAAGGGGUAGAGAGCCAUGAAAUGAGCCACGAGGACAUGGUGACCUCAGAACACAGUGUGAUCAUGCCUGAGAAUAUUCUGGGCACAGAGGUUGCUAUAGAGGAAGCUCUUGACCCUCAUCACCACCAUGUCCUGACCUCAGACCUCAUCCAGGACCCAAGCCACCACCAUGAUGACAUGCCAGACCAGGUUUUUGUGGCAGAGCUCCUGUCUGAGCACCAGGACAACACCCUGGACCAGCAGCUUGUGUCUGAGGGGGUGAUGGUGGCAGAGGCCAACUCCGAGACAAUUAUCCAUGAGCAGCUGCCAACUGAAGCUGUCACGCUGCAGACAGACGAGGAUGAUGAUGCAAGAAGCAGCUCUGAGGACUACCUCAUGAUCUCUUUGGAUGAGGUUGGUGAAAAGCUGGACAUAGGAGACACUCCCCUGGAGAUCAGCACAGAGGUGAUGGAGGACAAGGAAACCAAAGAUGAGGAUGGAUCUGAGGUCAUAAAAGUCUACAUUUUCAAAGCUGAGGCAGAUGAUGAUCUCGGUGGAACAGAGGUGAUAACAGAGGAUGAUUACCAGAACGGCCAUCCUGAUCUGGAGGCUGCUUCUUCAGGCAGACUGGGUGUUGGCCGUGACAAGAUGGUCUACAUGGCAGUCAAGAACCAUCCAAAAGAAGAUGACGAUGAUGACGACGAUGAUGAAAGUGAUGAUGAUGACGACAUCAGUAACAGCAUUGAUCCAGUGAAGAAUGGAACAGCCACGCCUUUUUUACAGAUCCGAGAAGGAUUGGGCACCAACCGGGCCCUCAAAGCCAAGGCUAAGAAAAAGAAGAAGGGAGAGACACGGCAGUGUCAGACUGCUGUUAUCAUCGGCCCUGAUGGCAUGCCUCUGACCGUCUAUCCAUGCCACAUCUGCGGAAAGAAGUUCCGUUCCCGAGGCUUUCUCAAAUGCCAUAUGAAGAACCACCCUGACCACCUGCUUAAGAAGAAGUACCAGUGCACAGACUGCGAUUUCACCACAAACAAGAAAGUCAAUUUCCACAACCACUUGGAGAGCCACAAGUUGUUGAGCCACCACAGCGAGCGGUCUCCCGAAUACACAGAGUAUACACGCCGCUACCAUGAGUCCAGCCCCUUGGGUUCCGAUAAGCUCAUCGUGAAGGACCGGGAGCCCAAACUGCAUCAUUGCAAGUACUGUGAUUAUGAGACGGCCGAGCAGGGCCUGCUCAACCGUCACCUGCUUGCUGUGCACAGCAAGAACUUUGCACAUGUGUGUGUGGAGUGCGCCAAAGGCUUCCGUCACCCAUCAGAGCUGAAGAAGCAUAUGCGGACCCACACAGGUGAGAAGCCCUACCACUGCCCGCACUGUGAGUUCCGCUGUGCAGAUCAGUCCAACCUAAAGACUCACAUCAAGAGCAAGCAUGGCGCAGACCUGCCCUUCAAGUGCAGCCACUGCCCCCAGGCCUAUGCUGAUGCACGGGAGCUGCAGCGUCAUAUAGAGAUGGUGCAAGGCCAUAAGACCCACCAGUGUCCGCACUGUGAGCACAAGAGCACCAAUUCCAGUGACCUGAAGCGCCACAUCAUCUCCGUGCACACCAAGGACUUCCCUCACCAGUGUGACGUGUGUGAGAAGGGCUUUCACAGGCCCUCAGAGUUGAAGAAACACGCGGAGACACACAAGGGCAACAAGGUGCACCAAUGCAGGCAUUGUAACUUCAAUGCUCCCGACACCUUCACCCUGAGUCGCCACAUCCUGUCCUUGCAUACUAAGGACUUACCGUUUAAGUGCAAGCGUUGCCGGCGAGGCUUCCGGCAGCCUGCGGAGCUGAAGAAGCACAUGAAGACACACAGUGGUAGAAAGGUUUACCAGUGCCAGUAUUGUGAGUACAACAGUACGGACGCUUCUGGCUUCAAACGCCAUGUCAUCUCCAUCCACACCAAGGACUACCCUCACCGCUGUGACUACUGCACCAAGGGCUUUAGGAGGCCUUCAGAGAAGAGCCAGCACAUAGCCAGGCAUCACAAAGACAUGUUGAUGUAAUGUCAUCGCGCGUGCACACACAAACACACACUCCUCUUUCCUGAGUAAAUCUGUGUCACACACCCAGAGAUAAUUUUAGUCUAUUAACAAAGGAACGAUGGAUAUAGACUGUUGAUGAUGAUAAUGCCGUUCUAACUGACCAUUCUGUGUUCUGUGGUGAAAUGGGUCUAAUCUACCCCCAAGGACAAUGCAAGAGUGCAUUUUUAGGUGGGGGUGAAUUUAAAAAAAAGUGUAUACACUUAGUGGGACAGCUGUAAAUUUUGUCUUGUUUUGUUGCAGAAAAAAAUCACAUAUGAACAUAUAUUCAGGGUUUCAAAUUUCUAUAUUUUUAUACCCACUCAGCUGAAAUGCUGCAAGAUGAUGACUGUGUCCUGUAAAAUAGAAAGUGGUGCUUUGUGAACGUCAUGCCAGUUCUUCAGAUGAUGUGGAAUGAGUACAGGAGAAGUUUGCCUCCAGAGUACCAACUAGGAUCCCUUUCCCCCUACUAACCAGCUUUUACCCUGACAUUUGUUUUAAAUGCCAUCAUGUCAUUUCUUCAAGGAGCAGGGCCAUUUGCAAGAUUAAAAAAAAAAAAAAAAAAAGGUUUGGAACAAUGUUUACAUAUGUAACGCACCUUAAAAGGAUAUUUCAUAAUCUAAUAGUUGUACUUCUGUACACUGAUGUUCCUCCUAAGCCUGCACACUCAUGGUGUGCCACUUAAAUUAUCAUGUACAAUGUAUAUUCAGUCAGAUGGCUAAACAUUGAAUAUGGACUUUAUAACUGGUCAGAUCAUCAAUGUCUAGAGAAAUGGAGGGAAAAAGGUGCCGUUGAUAUAUUAGUGGAAUAUCCCUUUAGUGUACAAUGCAUUUCUGACAAAUCUGCGUUUGUCCCUUCUAUGGUGCAGAUUAUUAAUCAGUUUAUUAAUGUUAGGUGAGCUUGACCGAGGGGUGGCGUCAGAAUUUGUGGAACCCCCCGAAGUGGUAUCUGACUGCCACUGUAGGAGGCAUAUGUGUGUGAUGUUACCUAAGACACAGACGUGCUCUCUCAGCUAACUGUUUGAUUGCAAUCAUGCCUUAACAUCUGUUGGUCUUUUUUCCCCAAGCACUGAACUCAGCUAAUCAGAAAACAAGUGAUUUUUUAAGUCUCAAACAUGCUGUAUCAGUACCAUUCUCUGAGAGAUUAUGUUUGAGUCGGUAGAAAGCACUUUAAAUGUGUUUUAUUUUUAUUAUUUUUUUUUUAAUUACAUGUAUGGGGAAUAUAUAUAAACAUAUAGUCCCUGGAUAAUAAACAAUUACUGAACAUUGUGAGUGGAUAAAGAGUGUUGUGAGUAUUAUCUCCUAGCAGGUGGGAAUGUACAUUAUUCCAUCGAAAUUGAAUUGUCAUUGAAAGUGGUGACUGAAACCAUCUAUUGUUAUGUUCUAUGGAUAAGUGAUUGGGUUUUGUGUUUGUGCUCACUAACAUCAAUUUUCCAGACCCUGGUCCUACAUAACUGAAUCCCAAACAUGGGAUUGUACCCUUGAACUCAAUGGUCAACAUAUUGGCAUUAGUCUUAAAAGUAUGCACAUAUGCUGUCUCCAUAAAAUUAAUUGUGGUAUAUAUUAAAGAUCCAUGCAUUUCGUGUACCUUAGUCUAUUUUUAUUUCAGUCUGAUUGUGGAUAAACUACUGGUGGGGAGGAACCAAAAUAAACAAUUAUCUUUUUA